Kwoniella shivajii is the source of this 870-nucleotide messenger RNA. RefSeq lists its product as uncharacterized. Bases 1 to 870 code for a protein of 289 amino acids. The transcript is spliced from 2 exons. The record is from RefSeq and is a predicted model, not a curated record. Lineage: Eukaryota; Fungi; Basidiomycota; Tremellomycetes; Tremellales; Cryptococcaceae.
AUGUUCUUCGUAUCCUCGAAUCUCCUUCCUCUAAUCCUCUUUCUACCUUAUGGCUUAUGUGCGAAUAGUCAAUAUGAACAAGGGAGUAUAACGAUACCGACCUCGACGGUACUUUCGAUCGGACUUGGAUUUUUAGCAUUCGCAAUUGGAUCUCUAAUGUUAUUAUGUUCGAUUAGGAUGAAUCGUUUGAGGAAACAAGCCAAAAGGAUGAACAAACCAUUUAGGGAAAUAUGGGAAGAUGAAGGUGGUUUUUGGGGUUUCUUAACUUCCUUCGGUGAUGAUGGUAAUCACAAUCAUACUUCUUUUAUUGGCGCAACAGGUAGAUCAUUAAACUAUGGUUUGGGUACAAUAAGACUAUUACCUUUUGGUUAUAAUAUGAAUGAUUUCGAAGAAAUCGAUAAUGAUGAAAAUCUUGCAAAGAAAAAGAAACCGGUUUUAUGGGAUUAUGAUUAUAAGAAUUAUAAUGAAGACGAUAUACAACCAGUAUCAAUCACAUCGAGUUCUAUGCCUACCACAGACAAAGUACCGUCACCUUUACCAGUUCUCAAUCUAUGUGUCUUAAUCUCGUUACCUAGUGAAACACCUCUAGAACAAAAUACAGAUCCAGAUGAACUACCUCAGAUGAUCAUAGGUUCGACAACCCUUUUACCGAUAAUAACGGCAGAAGAAAUACCCAAAAGAGUUUCUCAGGAUUCGCACAUCUCCUCGUCUUCAAUGACAGAAGGAAAGUUGGAGAAGAAGGGUGAGGCUGAGAUACAGCAAAUUGAAUAUGCGUAUGGCGCUACGGGAAACGGCAUUGGCAUUAAAAAGAGAGCGGAAUGGAAAGGUGAUACAGGUUCUUGGUAUAUCGAAGGUUUGAAGGAUGAUUAG